Messenger RNA from Cuscuta europaea, 3051 nucleotides. The record is from the annotation of a GenBank genome assembly. NCBI's taxonomy places the organism in Eukaryota, Viridiplantae, Streptophyta, Magnoliopsida, Solanales, Convolvulaceae.
CGCAAUUACCUUAUUUUCAUCUGUAACAUUAAGAUGGUUCUUCCUCCCAGGCUGCUUGUUCUUAUUUCUAAAAGAGAAAAGAUGGGGUUUCCUACAUGGCUGUUUGUUCUUAUUUCUGCAUGCGUGAUCACAUGUUACUUAAAGUCUGUAUCAGGAGAAACGAGGUGCAUAGAGCGGGAGAGGGAGGCACUUCUAAAGUUGAAGGAAGGCUUCACAGAUAAGGAUGGCAGUAUGUUGUCAACGUGGGGAAGUGAGGGCGACAAAAGGGAAUGUUGCCAAUGGGAGCACGUUGUGUGUGACAACAUCACAGGUCAAGUGACUGCCCUCCAACUUGGGGGUGGUUACAGGUUUCUAACGGAAGACGAUUAUUAUAGCUACAAAUUGGGAGGCAUGAUUAGUUCUGCCUUGCUCGAAUUGCAUCAUUUGAAUCAUUUAGAUCUGCGUUCCAAUGAUUUUGGAGGGACUAGAAUUCCCGAAUUCAUCGGCUCCAUUGCAGCCUUACAACUGUUGGAUCUCAGUUAUUCCAACUUUUCUGGGGUGGUUCCUCCUCAACUAGGGAACCUUACGCAGUUGCACACACUCGACCUUGGAGGCAACCCUGGCAUUCGGUCGGGAAACCUGUAUUGGCUUUCUCAUCUAUCAUCGUUGUCUCAUCUUAAUUUGGAUCACAUGAACACAAGCGAAGAUGCCAACUGGCUUUGGCUACACCAUGUGCUAAGCCUUCCCUCUCUUCAUACAUUGUCCAUGGCAAGUUGUGGGAUCACAGACUUCACAUUCGACCGAGGUCUCUCCCAUGUCAACUCUUCGACCUCAUCAUUGAUUUCUUCCAUUAAUCUCUCAUCAAACAACCUCACUUCUUCCACCACAUUACAAUGGUUGUUCUUAAACACAAGUGCAAGUCUUGCUCAUAUAGACCUGUCAGGAAAUCAGUUUAGUGGUCCAAUCCCAGAUGCGUUCGAGAAGCUGGUUUUUCUAGAGACUCUUGAUCUCCGUGACAACAUGUUUGAAGGACGGAUCCCAAAGUCUCUAGGGAACUUAAGUUUGGUAGACUUGGACCUGUCCCAUAAUGCCAUGGGGGGACCUCUUGAGGAAUUAUUCGCUCCAGCCUGCAGCAAACUGAUGGCAUCACUGUAUUUUUUACAUUUAUCGCAUAAUAACUUCACAGGGUCAGUGCUAAACAUAAGGAAGUUUCCGGCAUUGACGCAGUUGUUCCUCAACAACAAUAAACUCACAACCAUAGGGACUCCCACCGUCGGUCUUUCCAAGCUUCAAUACCUUGAUGUUUCGCAUAAUUCAUUACAAGGAACAGUCUCGGAAACCUACUUCAUUGGCCUUAGCAGCUUAAGAUACCUAUAUUUAUCAUUUAAUAGAUUGAAGUUGGAGUUCAGCAAAAACUGGAUCCCGUCUUUCAAGUUGAGUGUUAUAGACUUAGCAAACUGCAAAAUCGGCCCUUCUUUCCCUGAAUGGCUUCAGACACAAAGGGGGUAUGUUGAUAAUCUGGACAUUUCUAAUGCUGGUAUAUCUGAUGAAGCGCCUCAAUGGCUAUGGAAUAUGUCUCUGAGAUCCUUGAACCUGUCCCAUAAUCAGAUUACUGGCACAAUCCCGGAUCUGUCGUCCACUUCCAUCAGGAUUGUUGAUGCUAGUAAUAAUAACUUAUCAGGGACUGUACCAUCAAUUGGUCCGCUCAUUUGGAUUUUUCAACUCUCCCAAAAUAUGUUUUCCGGGACCAUUGCGUCCUUAUGCCGGUAUGCCUAUUGCAGGAUUUCAUGGCUUGACCUCUCUAAUAACCAGUUGACAGGAACGCUCCCCAGCGACUUUAGGAACAUGAACGCGUUGGAGAUUCUCAAUGUGAAUUACAACAACCUUUCUGGUGAAAUACACUCUCUGGGCUCUCUAUCAAAGCUUAAAACGUUACACUUGCGUGCAAAUGGCUUCUUCGGGGAGUUACCUUCGACUCUGCAGGGAUGUCCACUUCUGCAACAGAUUGACAUUGGGGGGAACAAAUUAACAGGAGCAAUUCCACCAUGGUUGGGGGAAAAGUAUACAGACUUGGCAUUUCUAAGCCUGCGUCAAAACAGAUUUUACGGUGGUAUUCCUCCAGAAAUAUGUGACCUCACUCAGAUUCAAGUGUUGGAUCUUUCUAGAAACAAUUUGAUAGGAAAGAUUCCGGAAUGCUUUGACAGAUUUACUGCACUGGUUGACAAGAACAAAACAACUACCACCAGGAUUUAUGUCCCGAUCGUAGCUACUGAAGGUUACAUUGACUAUGGAUUUGUUCAGUGGAAAGGACAAGAGUCAAUGUACACAAAUACUCUAGGACUCCUUAAACUUAUUGAUCUUUCGAGCAAUCGACUAAUCGGAAGCAUACCCGAAUCGUUCUCAAGACUGAAAGGAUUAAUUUCCUUGAACCUGUCGAGAAAUAGUUUGACAGGGAGAAUCAUUCGAGGCAUUGGUAACAUGGAUAUGCUCGAAGCUGUUGAUCUAUCAAGAAACCAACUCUCAGGUGAAAUACCACUUGGCUUGGGACAAUUACAUUUUCUGGCAGUUCUUGUCUUGGUCAAUAAUAAUUUGACUGGAGAAAUCCCGCCCACUCCUACACUACAAGGCUUUGAUCCAUCUUUUUAUGCUGGGAAUGUUGGGCUUUGUGGGCUUCCUCUAUUGCUGUGCCCUCAAGAUAGCCUUGCACCGUCAUCCCACAAUAACAACGAAGAAACAGAUGAUGGCCUGUCUUUUAUGCAAGACUUUGCCAUAUCAAUGGCGUUCGGGUUCAUUUUUGGAUUCUGGGCAGUUGUUGGUCCUUUGUUACUCAAGAGAUCUUGGAGAAUAGCAUUCUUUAAUUUUUGGAAUGUUGUAGGAGAUUGGUUGUAUGUAACUAUAGCUGUGUUCUUCAAAAACAUUACACGAGGUCGUUAACUUUAUAUGAGUACACAUUACUUGUUCCAGUUUCUUUUGGUAGAAGUUUUUUAUUACUUGCUCUACUUUUCCUUUUUGAGGAUUUUAUAUGUAUCAAAAUGCAGAAUGUAUGAAAGGACAUGAUUGCUCUUAGUUUUC